Messenger RNA from Camellia sinensis, 582 nucleotides. Lineage: Eukaryota; Viridiplantae; Streptophyta; Magnoliopsida; Ericales; Theaceae. The record is from RefSeq and is a predicted model, not a curated record.
AUGGAGUCUGGAGGUUCGCUGAAGGCAUACAAUUCGAAGUACUGGGAAACUUACAAUGAGAUCCUCGACUGCCCUACCAAUCUGGCGAUUACUCAAUACAAGCAUGGUCUCCCAGUUGGACAUAGGCUACGAGACUCGCUUACAAUGCACCAACCCGCAACCAUGGAAUCCUUAAUACAACGGAUCAACGAACAUAUCCAUGUGGAGGAUGAUGCCGCUACCGAGAAGGCUAAUCCGGUCGUGGCGGACAGAAAAAUGGCGGGGAAGGUUCACUCGGUGGGGCAGGAGGACAACCGGCCAAACGACCGAUCAAAAGAUCAACGUCGUGGCUCAAACCGCGAUGAUAGAAACAAAGGUCGUAGAAAUGACCAAGCUAACACUCCCUAUGACGAAGAUGAAGAUGCCAAGAGAAAAUUGAAAGCGCGGACUGGUAUCACCACGGUCUUUAAAAUCCCUAUUUUCCGCAUCUUGAGUGAAAUCCGAGGUGAACCUUUCGUUCGUUGGGCGGCCAAGUUGGGGAGUACACAGAGAGGCUUCAACUCAAGAUAUCGCUGCACCUUCCAUGAGAAACGGGGGCACUGA